AUGGAUUCAACGCCAUGGCGCGAGUACAAGUCUGGAGAGCGCAGCUACUAUGUUAAUAAAGAAACGAAGCAGUCAACAUGGACUAUACCCGCGGAUUUGCAGGCAUAUUUAAGCACGAUCCCCGACGACCCGCCGCCUGCUGUGCCAGCGCGCUCGUCAGCCAGUCCACAUGCACAUGCUUCGCCUGCAGGCUCAGCAACCCCACCAACAAAUACUUCAACGGGCGCAUCAGCCACAGCUUCGGACGCUGUAACUGACGCGCUUGGGCCUGGCACAGCUGCGCCACGAUCUUCGACCAACUCAUCUGUAUCCGCACGAAACUUGUCGCCUGUGUACGCGACGCACGAAGAAGCGGAAGCUGCAUUUAUGUCGAUGCUGCAGCGCAAGAAUGUAGGCCCUACAUCAACUUGGGAGCAAACAUUACGUGAAAUCAUCACAGAUCCAUUGUAUAAAGCGCUACGGACGCUUGCCGAGCGCAAGGCCGUCUUCCACAAGUAUGUUGACGACCAAAAAGCACAAGAAGCAGCUCGGCGCGAAGAGAAGGCUGCUGAGCUGCGGCCCAAGGUCACUAGCGCAUUGCAGCAGGAGUUGGGCGGGCUGAAGCCCUAUGCUAGCUUUGCGACAUUCAGAAAAAAAUUAUCGCCGCAUGCUUUGUGGGCAGAGAUCGAUGAUGAGCAGCAGGCGCACGCUAUCUACGAGGCGAUCCACCGCGAGGUGCAAGAAAAAGAGAAUGCGCGGCUUGAAGCGAUCAGAGCGCAGAACCGCACGAACUGGCUUGCAUUGUUGACCACCAUGGAGCUACGUCCCACGUCACGCUGGCACGACGUGUAUCGUGCGAUCUGCGACUCAGACACGUACCGCCAGAGUCCUCAGUUGCAAACGAUGCUCUUCACUGACCAGCUAGCCGUGUUUGAAGAGCACAUGGCAAAAGUCGAGGCUGAGGAGCGCGAGCGGCUCUGGGGCCACGCCCAUUCACGACGCGAUCGGCAGGCCCGCGAUGCAUUUCGAGCGUUACUACAGGACUCUGUUGACAAGGGCACGCUGCACGCCCGUUCGACAUGGGCAUCGUAUUUCCCGAGCAUCCGCGACGAUGAACGGCUCAAGGCCAUGACUCAAACAGCCUCUGGCUCAAGUGCACAAGACUUGUUUUACGAUGUGCUCGAUACCCUAGAGCGUGAUUUUGCUGUGCAUCGACGCACCGUUCAGGCGCAUAUGCGGGCAAACAACAUCCACGUUACAAGCACCACCGAUUCAGACGCUUGGCAUAAUGCCUUUCGGAGCGCUGAUGCGCCUGACAGUAUCCGGAUGUUGCCGGACCACAUGUUACGUGCUUUGUUCGACGAAUGCGUGUACCAGUCGGAGCGAGAUGCUCGUGAUGCUCGCCGCCGUACAGAACGACGCUUGCGCCACCACGCCGAUGAUCUUAGGUACGCCUUUAAGCACAUGGAACCGCCUUUGGAUAUCGAGGCAUCUUUUGACGACAUUCUGCCGCGCAUUCGCACGCUACCAGAGUAUGAUGUACUUGCACGUGCGGGUGAAGAUGGCCUCGAUACGGCUAGGUCGGCAUGGGACCGAUUCGUUCGACGCCAAUCGGAGAAGCUGGCUGAUGCUAUGAAUACACCAGGCCGGUCACGGACGGACUACACGGACCUAGACGAUAGCGGUGGUGCAGACGAGCAUCGAAAGAGGAAGGAGCACUUACGGAGUGAUGACGUAACGGCGGUGGACCCACGCGCCGUUCGCAGGCGCACCGAGUAUGAUAUAUAG
Messenger RNA from Malassezia globosa CBS 7966, 1767 nucleotides. RefSeq lists its product as uncharacterized. Gene Ontology annotation, biological process: mRNA cis splicing, via spliceosome. Gene Ontology annotation, cellular component: U2-type prespliceosome; U1 snRNP. The coding region runs from base 1 to 1767 and encodes 588 amino acids. Gene Ontology annotation, molecular function: RNA binding; protein binding. The transcript has a single exon. Lineage: Eukaryota; Fungi; Basidiomycota; Malasseziomycetes; Malasseziales; Malasseziaceae. The record is from RefSeq and is a predicted model, not a curated record.